AAGAACAUGGGUCUCGUCAAGGUCAUUAAAAACAAGGCCUACUUCAAGCGCUACCAGGUCAAGCUGAGACGUAGACGUGAGGGAAAGACUGACUACUAUGCCAGAAAGCGUCUUACCGUCCAGGACAAGAACAAGUACAACACCCCAAAGUACCGUUUGAUCGUCCGCAUCACAAACAAGGAUGUUGUCGCUCAGCUCGCUUACUCCAAGAUCGAAGGAGACGUCGUUGUCGCUUCGGCUUACUCCCACGAACUUCCACGUUACGGACUCAAGGUCGGACUUACCAACUACGCCGCUGCUUACGCCACCGGACUUCUUCUUGCCCGUCGUCACUUGAAGACCAUCGGACUUGACUCCACCUACAAGGGCCACGAAGAGCUUACUGGAGAAGACUACAAUGUAGAAGAGGAGGGAGACCGCGCUCCAUUCAAGGCUGUCCUCGACAUCGGACUUGCUCGCACCACCACCGGAUCCAAGAUCUUCGCUGUGAUGAAGGGAGUUGCUGAUGGAGGCAUCAACGUUCCCCACAGUGAGAGCAGAUUCUUCGGAUUCGAUCAAGAGUCGAAGGAGUACAAUGCUGAGGCCCACCGCGACCGCAUUCUCGGAAAGCAUGUUGCUGACUACAUGACCUACUUGAAGGAAGAGGAUGAGGAUCGUUACAAGCGCCAAUUCUCCAAGUUCCUUGCCGCUGGAUUGAACGCCGAUAACCUUGUUGCCACUUAUCAAAAGGUCCACUCCGCCAUCCGUGCUGAUGCCUCUCCAGCCGCAAAGAAGGCUGCCAAGCCAUCCAAGAGACACACCGCCAAGAGGCUCACAUAUGACGAGAGAAAGCAACGUGUUGCCGACAAGAAGGCCCUUCUUCUCCAACUCAAGGAGCAACAGGAGUAACUCUCUUUUUGUUAUUUCGUUUUCAAAUGAAUGUAUUUGUUGACAGUCUCGAGUUUUGUUACAAUUUGUUCGAGUACGAUAAAAUUAUACAUUGGAUUUCUUGAUUUUUGAAGUCUAAAUUUCAGUUAAAGUUAAGAUGUC
Messenger RNA from Caenorhabditis elegans, 1029 nucleotides. RefSeq names its product Large ribosomal subunit protein uL18 (gene rpl-5). Gene Ontology annotation, molecular function: 5S rRNA binding; structural constituent of ribosome. NCBI's taxonomy places the organism in Eukaryota, Metazoa, Nematoda, Chromadorea, Rhabditida, Rhabditidae. Gene Ontology annotation, biological process: translation. The record is from RefSeq and is marked reviewed. Gene Ontology annotation, cellular component: ribosome; cytoplasm; nucleus.